AUGGGGUCUGUUACACAGAGAUCAAUUCAUCAGAAUGAGAAAGUUGAAUGGUUCUAUCCCCGGUUUCUGAUGUUAUUUAUGAAUGAUAAAAUGAAUGAUGCUGAUAGAAACAUGUACAUCGAUUCUCCUGUUGUUCCUAUUCAGAGGACUUGUGCCAAGAUCCAGACCAGGCUGGUAAACAAGAAAAAGCAUGACAAUGUGCCACUGGUGGUGACUCCUUUCAUGCUAGAGCAAUUCACUGAGGAAGAAGGUCGUUUCGAGGAAGGCUUUCUUUUCAAUGAAGAUCAGUCUGUGGACCCUGAGCAUAUGGAAAAGGUCAGAAUGUUUAAAGCUCAACAUGAAGCUAGCAAAGCAAAGCUUCAGGAACUACAGAAACUGGUGGAUGAGAAUAGGACAACUGAUGAGUUGAUCAAGCUGGAGAAACAGAAGAUAUGGGAUGCAAAAUGCAAGGAAAAGAGAGAGGAUAUCUCUAGGAAAGUUGGUAAAAGCUGGGAUAUUGCUAGGCAAAUCCUCUCUGGACCUCAAAGGGAACCUUUCAAUGAUGGUAUUGGAUUUGCUGAUGAUUUACGUGAUAUGGAGACGGACAGUUACUCUUCAAAUGACAUCGAAGAAGUUGAUUCUGGUUGUACGGUUAGUCCUGGUGGACAUACGUAUUAUGUUCCUUAUACUGUUGAUGAUGAGAAUCUGAAGCCGUGUUUGAACAAGUCAUUUGCAAAUCUUGAAUCUGGUAUUGAUUUUUAUAAGGAGUAUGCACGAUUGUGUGGAUUUGAUAUUCGUCGUAGUGCUGAGAAGAAACACGAUGAUGGUACCAUAAUAAGCAAGUAUUUGGUUUGUAGUAGGUCUGGUAAUAGUGAAAAUAACAGUAGUUCUGAGGGAAGUACAACUCAGUUGGGUAAGAGGAGGAGGACUAUGUCUGGUAGGUGUGGAUGUCAUGCGAAACUUGUUUUAAAAUUUGCACCUGGUCAUAUAUAUUUUAUUUUUCGCUUUGUUGAAGCACACAAUCACCCCUUGGUUUCCGAAGAUUGUAGGCAGUUCUUAAGAGGAAAUCGUCAAAUGUCUACGUGUUCUAUGAAUUUUGUGUUUGAUGCGAGUAAAGUUAAUAUUGGUGCAAGCAAGGCAUUUAGAUUGAUGAAAGAGAUGGUUGGGGGAUAUGAGAAUGUUGGAGCCACGUCAAGAGAUUAUAGGAAUUUUGAUAGAGAUCUAAAAGGAUUUGUUGGUGAAUAUGACGGUGAAAUGGUUAUUGAGAAAUUUAAAGUUAAUCAAGAAACAAAUCCCUCUUUUUUCUAUGAUUAUGAGGUUGAUGACAAUGGUCACCUGACCAAACUGUUUUGGGCUGAUGCUACGGCGCGAAGAAAUUAUGAGCUCUAUGGCGAUGCAGUAUCUUUUGAUGCAACAUUCAACACGAACAAGUACAAUAUGAUAUUUGCUCCAUUUACCGGAGUGGACAAACAUAACAAAUGUGUGACGUUUGCCUCGACCCUUCUUUCGAAAGAAGAUGUUGAACAUUUUAGUUGGGCAUUUAAAGCACUAUUGAAAGCUAUGGGUAGGAAUCCUGUUUGUAUAGUGACCGACCAAUGUCCAGCAAUGAAGCAGGCUGUACCCAUUUGUUUUAAAGAAACUGAUGAUUUUCCUGCCACUAGGCACCGUUUGUGCAUGUGGCAUAUAACCGAAAAAUUCCCUGCCAAGCUUGGCAACUUUUUGUGCAAAGAAACUGAAUUUAUGGGGAAAAUGAAGAAUGUUAUAUGGUCUUCUACUAUAGAGGCUGCUGAGUUUGAGGAAGGGUGGAAAUCAGUUAUAAAAGAAUUCGAGUUAGAAGAUAAUCGUUGGCUGACAGAUAUGUAUGAUAUGAGAGAGUCGUGGAUCCCUGCAUAUUUUCGUGAUAAACCAAUGUAUGGUCUAAUUCGGACGACAUCGAGAUCCGAAAGUGAAAACUUUUUCUUCAGUCAUUUUCAUCAAAGUGGUAGUAGUUUGUGUCAGUUUUACAUUCGAUUUGAAAGUGCAAUGGAUAAGCAGCGCUCAGAAACAAAGAGGUUGAAUCACGAGUGUAGAUCUGGAAAACCCGCUCUAGUUUCAAAACUCUAUCUUGAAGAUGAUGCUUCUGAGUUGUACACUCGUUCCGUUUUUUAUAAAGUGCAGGAGGAGAUCUUGGCAGCUCGUGAUGACAUGCGAAUUCAAAGUAUUGGGCCAGAAACAAAUGGCAUUAAAACUUAUGUAAUGAAGGAUGUUAAAAUGAAAGAUGUUCUGUUUCAGGUAAAAGUCAGUAAGAGCCAUGCUGAUUGCUCUUGUAAGAAGUUUCUUAUGUGCGGCAUUUUAUGUAGGCACGCAUUCUGUGCACUUAAUCACUUUGAAGUGGUGAAGAUACCUAGGCGGCUUGUUCUUAAUCGCUGGAUGAAGAAUGCUGAAAAUAAGGCUUCGUUGAAAAUGUUUGGUGUAUCUGAUGAUCAGGAAAGCAUGGGAGCCAUCUCAAAAGAAUUGACAAAUUUGUGGUUUAAUUUUCACAAAUGUGUGACUAAAGCAGGAAAUGACCUUGAUAAACUUAAGCAGGUUAAUAAGUCAAUUCAAGGCUUAAAUUCUGAACUUGGGGAUGCGAGUGGUGGAUUUACAAAGCAAGAUUUCAUGGCGAACUUGAUAGGCAAAAGGCCUACUGGAGACAUUAGUAUCCAGCCUCCAUUGCAAUGUAAAAACAAAGGAUCCGGUUUAAAAAGGAUUGUUGGUGAAAGGGAGAAAGCAAUAAAUCAAGCCAAGAAAAAGGCCAGGAAAUGCAAAUUAUGCUCCUCAACCUUCCAUGACCAAAGGACAUGCCCUGCUAAGAAGAAAGUUGCAGAAAGUUGA
This is a messenger RNA of Daucus carota subsp. sativus, 2832 nucleotides long. RefSeq names its product protein FAR1-RELATED SEQUENCE 5-like. The transcript is spliced from 6 exons. The record is from RefSeq and is a predicted model, not a curated record. Gene Ontology annotation, biological process: regulation of DNA-templated transcription. Gene Ontology annotation, molecular function: zinc ion binding. The coding region runs from base 1 to 2832 and encodes 943 amino acids. NCBI's taxonomy places the organism in Eukaryota, Viridiplantae, Streptophyta, Magnoliopsida, Apiales, Apiaceae.